Messenger RNA from Sesamum indicum (sesame), 2790 nucleotides. RefSeq names its product hyperosmolality-gated Ca2+ permeable channel 1.7. NCBI's taxonomy places the organism in Eukaryota, Viridiplantae, Streptophyta, Magnoliopsida, Lamiales, Pedaliaceae. Gene Ontology annotation, cellular component: plasma membrane. The record is from RefSeq and is a predicted model, not a curated record. Gene Ontology annotation, molecular function: calcium-activated cation channel activity.
CCUGAACGACAAAACUCCCACCACCAAACCAGAGAACGUAGGCCGUAGCAGAGCUUCUUGCCGUCUCCGCCAAUUCACCCUAAAAUUCCACCUCCGGGAACCAUUUUUGCGGAUCAUUCAUCUUCUUCCGUCAAAUCUGAUUCAUCGGUCGGGAGUUUCAGUUAUACGGCACAUUGUUCUCGAUUUGCGCCAUUGUAAAAGCUCAAGGAUAUAGAGGUGAUAGUAAUCUUCGCAUCAGAAAAUGGCUACUAUUCAAGAUAUUUCUGCAUCAGCUGCUAUCAAUAUUUUAUCCGUGUUGGGGUUUCUUAUGGGCUUUGCUUUCUUACGGCUCCAACCAGUCAAUGAUAGAGUGUACUUCGCAAAAUGGUACAGAAAGGGCAUAAGAGAAAGCCCCAGGAGUACUGGGGCGGUGAAGAACAUCGUCAAUUUAGACUGGAAAACCUAUGUAAUGUUUUGGACUUGGAUGCCUGCAGCAUUGAGAAUGCCGGAGCCGGAGCUGACUGAUCAUGCAGGGCUUGAUUCUGUUGCGUACAUAAGAAUUUACCUCCUUGGAUUGAAAAUAUUUGUCCCUAUAGCUAUACUUGCUUUUGCAGUAUUGGUGCCUGUCAAUUGGACGGGAAACACGCUAGAUAAGAACAGAGAUCUGACAUACAGUGACAUUGACAAGCUUUCAAUAUCCAAUGUUCCUUCAGGAUCUUUAAGGUUUGUGGCACAUGUAAUAAUGGCGUAUUUAUUCACAUUUUGGACAUGCUAUGUCCUUUACAAAGAAUACGAAAUUGUAACUAUCAAGAGGGUGCGAUUCAUAGCUGCUGAAAAACGUCGUCCGGACCAAUUCACUGUCCUUGUAAGAAGUAUUCCUCCAGAUACUGAUGAAUCAGUUAGCGAGCACGUGGAGCAUUUCUUUUGCGUAAAUCACCCUGGUCAUUAUCUUCAACAUCAGGUCAUAUAUAAUGCAAACCAGCUUGCCAUGUUGGUGGAAGAGUUGAAUAGUUUAAGGAAUUGGCUUACUUACUAUGAAACGUGUUACCAGAGAAACCCAAAAACCAGGCCAACGACAAAGACAGGUAAAUGGGGCCUUUAUGGAAAGACUGUGGAUGCCAUUGACUUCCAUAAAGCAGAAAUAGAAAGGGUACUUAAAGAGGAAGCUGCAGAAAGGGAAAAGGUCAUGAGUGAUCCCAAGUCCAUAGUCCCUGCAGCAUUUGUUUCAUUUCGGUCUCGAUGGGGAGCUGCUGUUUGUGCACAAACGCAACAAUCACGGGAUCCAGUUUUAUGGGUGACAGAAUGGGCUCCAGAGCCACGUGAUGUUUACUGGGAUAAUCUUGCGAUACCAUACGUUCAACUUGCUGUCAACAGGCUGAUAAUUGCUGUAGCCAUGUUCUUUCUCACAUUCUUUUUCAUGAUUCCUAUAGCAUUUGUGCAAUCCUUGGCAAGCAUUGAUGGCAUUGAAAGGGUUUUCCCAUUCCUAAAACCAGUGAUUGAAAUGGAUCGGCUCAAGCCUGUUAUUCAAGGUUUUCUUCCUGGAAUAGCGCUAAAGAUAUUUAUGGCAGUUCUUCCAUUAAUUCUCAUGGCAAUGUCUAAAAUAGAAGGUCACACGUCUCUUUCAACUCUGGACAGAAGAACAGCUGGAAAGUAUCAUUUCUUUAUACUUGUUAAUGUCUUCUUUGGAAGUAUCGUCACAGGAGCAGCAUUCCAGCAGCUUCAUAAGUUUAUUAACCAGUCUGCAUCAGAGAUUCCAAAGACAGUCGGUGUUGCCAUUCCAAUGAAAGCAACAUUCUUUAUAACUUACAUAAUGGUUGAUGGUUGGUCCGGCAUUGCUGUGGAGGUCCUUAGAGUGGUUCCGUUAAUUUUAUUCCACCUCAAAAACACCUUCUUGGUAAAGACAGAUAAGGACAGGGAACAAGCAACUGAUCCUGGUUGUAUAACUUUUCACAUAACGGAGCCUCGCGCACAACUAUAUUUCCUGCUGGGACUUGUGUAUGCAGCAGUCACACCUUUAAUUUUGCCUUUCAUCAUUUCCUACUUUGCCUUUUCCUAUACUAUUUAUCGCCACCAGAUCAUCAACGUAUAUGAUCAGAAGUAUGAGACAGCUGCUGCAUUUUGGCCAGAUGUGCAUCGUCGUAUAAUCACAGGUCUAAUGAUAUCACAAAUUCUGCUGUUAGGACUUCUGAGCACAAAGACUAUUGGCAAAUCAAUUCCGCUAAUACUUCUUAUACUUCCUGUCUUGACCUUCUGGUUUCAUCACUUCUGCAAGGGCCGCUUUGAGUCAGCAUUUCUGAAGUUUCCACUGCAGGAAGCAACGAUAAAAGACACGUUGGAGAGGGCGACAGACCCAAAACUAAACUUGAAAGCUUACCUUCAGGAUGCUUAUGUUCAUCCGGUUUUCAAAGGCGUGGAUAUGGAGGAACCACCGACUGUCGAAGAAGAGGAUAAAAGUUCAAUUGUUUCCACCAAGAGAACAACCAACAGGACUAGUCAAUCAAACAGUCGGUCUACCUCUAGUAGCUUGCGUCCUGAAAUUGUAGAUGAAUCGCCUCCCAGUGUGUGAGGAUUGGCAGUGUGUGUUCUUUCCUUGACUCCUUAUUCUCCUACUGUAAUGCCCCUAGAACAGAAUGUCAAAUGUUUGGGCAAAAUCAUCUUGUUAUAGGAUCCUCAGACUAGAAACAUCGAUAACGACAAAGAGCUUGUAAAUCAUAGCACGACCUGUACCAGAGUGUAACAGCAGGGAAAACUUGCGAAAUUUUGUAUGUUGUUUGCAUGUUUAGAAUCAGGAAUCAGAGAUUGUUGAUUAAC